This is a messenger RNA of Trachymyrmex septentrionalis, 1163 nucleotides long. RefSeq names its product sulfatase-modifying factor 1. Gene Ontology annotation, cellular component: endoplasmic reticulum. Bases 81 to 995 code for a protein of 304 amino acids. Lineage: Eukaryota; Metazoa; Arthropoda; Insecta; Hymenoptera; Formicidae. The record is from RefSeq and is a predicted model, not a curated record. The transcript is spliced from 4 exons.
UCUCUGAUACAGCUGUAAAGAGUUUAUUACAAAACUUGUGACUUGUGAGUCUCGUGAUUGAAAUGAUUUAAAACAGAGUCAUGUUUGGUUAUACUAAAAUGACUGUUUUAAACUUCUAUAAAGUUCAAAUGCUAAUCGGAUAUUUUUACUUGUAUGUAAACGCUGUGAAGGAUAAUAACUGUCAGUGCAACAAAUUAAAUCGACAAUUACUUUUUAGUUCCCGAGAAAGAUAUUGCAUUGUGAAUAAUAUUAAAUUCAAUGCAAAUAGCGUAAUAGGGGAGAAAAUAAAGAAAAUGGUUAAAAUUAAUGCCGGUACAUAUUUCAUAGGAACAGACAAUCCAGUUUUUGUAGCCGAUGGAGAAGGACCAAAACGCGAAGUAGUAUUAGAUAAUUUUUAUAUAGACAAAUUUGAAGUGAGUAAUAAGGAAUUUAUGACAUUUGUAAAUGCUACUGGUUAUAUUACUGAAGCAGAAAACUUUGGGGAUUCUUUUGUCUUUGAGGGCCUCUUAACACAAACUACAAAAAGCGAAGUCAAUAAAGUAGUUUCUCAAGCUCCUUGGUGGUUACUUGUGAAGCAAUCCUCGUGGAAACAUCCAGAAGGUCCCAACUCGAAUAUUACUUUCAGAAUGGAACAUCCUGUUAUUCAUGUUUCCUGGAACGAUGCAGUUGCCUACUGCAAUUGGAUGGGAAUGAGAUUGCCAACUGAAGCAGAAUGGGAAGUUGCAUGUCGUGGUGAACUCUCUGAUAGACUUUAUCCUUGGGGAAAUAAACUAAUGCCAAAGAAUCAACAUAAAGCCAAUAUUUGGCAAGGCAAUUUUCCUACAGUAAAUACUGAAGAAGACGGAUACAAAGGCACAUCACCAGUUACAAUGUUUUCGCAGAAUAGAUAUGGUUUGCAUAAUAUUAUUGGAAAUGUUUGGGAAUGGACAGCGGAUUGGUGGAUAACAAAGCACUCAAGCGAUCGAUUAAUAAAUCCAAAUCUAAUACGUAGCUGAUGUCGAAAGCUUUCCGAAACGCUAUAAGAAGAUAUUUUUUUAUUAAGUUGAGUACUUUUUGAGUUAUAAUGCUUGAAAGUUACAGUACCACUGGCAUUACCCAAGGUGUCCGACCGACGACUAAAACCUCUUGAAUGUUGUUCAGGAUAAUGCCCUGGAUAACAUUUG